AGAAAUUAGUCAAGGAAAUUUCUUAAGCGCCAAGCCAAAAGCAUUGUCUAUAUAAACAAACUCCCACGGAAAUCCACCAAUACAUCCGAACACGCAAACAAAAUCCUCCUUAAUCCUAAGAGUCCUUUCUCACUCACCGGGAGCGAGGCGCUGAAAGAGCGGCUUACGGUUACGCUUCUCAGCCUUCCCACAAUCAUCCUCAAUCACAAUUCACAAAUAAUAAUCAUAAUCAUAAUCCUCUCCGAUUUUCCUUUUUCUUUCUGAUUUCAAUUUUCCCUUUCCUUCUUCUCCGAUUUCCUCGUUUAUAUUUCCAACAGUUUCUCUCUCUCUCUCUCUCUCUCUAACCUUCGCUUAGGGUUUCUGCACAUUUUGGGUUUCGCGGCUUACGGGUACGCUUCUUCGGGUCGGUGGUGAAACUAUGGCGUCUUCCAUGGUCAUCAAGGUUAAGUAUGGUGAUACACUCAGACGCUUCAAUGCCCAAGUUAAUGAAGAUGAACAACUGGAUCUUGACAUGCUUGGAUUGAAGGCUAAAGUCUUAAGUCUGUUUAGUCUUAGCCCUGAUGCUGAUAUUACUCUGACCUAUAUAGAUGAAGAUGGUGAUGUAGUGACACUAGUUGAUGAUGGUGAUCUACGUGAUGUGAUGAGGCAGCAGCUGAAGUUCUUGAGGAUUGAUGUGCAGUUGAAUAAUGACAAAAGUGGUAGAUCUUAUGCUAGAUCUAGUGGAAGUUCUACCCCCUUACGAUCCCCAGUUGAUCAACAUCCGUUGCCAAACAUGACCUCCAUUGCAAAUGAAGUUCUGAAAACUGUACCGCAGCCGCUUAGGUCGAAACUUCUGAAGCUCUCUCGUGACUCGGCUUCAAUGGUUGCAUCUACAAGUCCAGCUGUUGUUAAUCUUGCUGAUUCCCUCUCACGGAUUGGGUUGUCCUUCGUCAAUCCAGAUCCGCUGUCUCAGUUUGUUGGAGAGACAAGUAGAAGAAAUCCCAGUUCGGUGAACCCUGAGGUUCCAUCAGCUCCUGCAGGUUCAAAACCUCCAGAAUCAAGUCCCAAAACAAGCCAGGAGGAGCCAAAAACCAAUUCGGUGGACGUAAAAAAUGGCACUGCUGGAGAUGGGGUGACUGUUAAUCCUGUCCGUCCUUCUGUUGAUCUCAAUAAACCUCCUGCCGAGUGUGAUUCUUCUGAGCCUACUGAUGUGAAAUCCAUACCUGUUGCUGUUCCUCCUCUUGACGACAAGAAGGAGAAGAAGCAGAUGGACAGUGAUCUUAAAGGGAAGUCAGUUGGUUGCGGAGCAUCUGCAAGUUCUUCUGUUCCGAGCAAGCAUGUGAAAACGGGGCCUUUCCCGGCACCUGAUGGUCCCAACAAUCCUUUCAAUGAAUGUCCUUUUUCUGGAAUGCCUUUCUUCAAUAAUCAAGCUCGACCUCCUGUUGGAUUCCAUCCUUUCCAUCCUGUUAAAAGAAACCAUGCUGAAGCCAUGAGUGGUAUUUUUCACAGAGGCAUUCGCUGUGACAGCUGUGGUGUUCAUCCUAUAACUGGGCCUCGGUUCAAGUCCAAAGUGAAAGAAGACUAUGACCUUUGCAGUAUCUGCUUUUCAGAAAUGGGUAAUGAGACUGAUUACAUCAGAAUUGACCGCCCAAUGUCGUUUCGGCAUCCUCGGUCAUUCAAGGGAACACACGAGCAACAUCCAUGGGCUAUACCCCAAGCAUUACCUCAUAUCAUGAGAAAUUGUGGGAGCAAGUCUGGUCGACCUAAGCUUAAGCUUGAUAGCCGUUUCGUUUUGGAUGUGAACAUAGCGGAUGGUACCUUAAUGGCUCCAUCUACCCCAUUUACCAAAAUAUGGCGGAUGCGGAACAAUGGUAGUGUAGUGUGGCCCCGAGGAUCCCAACUUGUGUGGGUUGGGGGAGACAGAUUCUCCGGGACUCUUACAGCUGAGAUGGAGAUUCCUGAUGAUGGUGUUCCAGUGGACUGUGAACUUGACGUUGCUGUUGAUUUUACUGCUCCUAAAUAUCCUGGUCGAUACAUUUCCUACUGGAGGAUGGCUUCUCCCUCUGGCCAGAAAUUUGGACAACGUGUUUGGGUUCUCAUCCAGGUUGAUGUUUCUAUGAGCAAUGCAUUUUCCUCAGGCAUCCCAGUGACUGCGGAUCUGCCUGCAUUCAGCAGUGGCACCAAAAGCCCUCAAGCCAUAGAUGUGAAUGUUCACACAGAUAUGGAGUGCAACUUAACCAAGCCUUUCUCUUAUGGGGUUACAGAACCAGAGAAGCCCAUUAAUGAGCAGCAGCCGAAAAAUGAGGAGCUUAAUUUUCCCAUAGAUGAAAGCUUGCUGGUUGGUCAGGCCGUUUCACCCUCUCCUGUAACUGGGGCUAUGCCACCUGUGUCGUAUCCUAUUAUUGACUGGACUAAGGAUUAUAAUGGACUCUUUUAUAUGCCUCCUCUACCCGCAUAUGUGCCCCUGCCUAUGUCCGUACCUGCGCCUGUGCUCCCGUCUGCGCCUGCGCCUGUGCUCCCGUCUGCGCCUGCGCCUGUGCUCCUGUCUGCGCCCAUUCCUGUGCCUGCGCCCAUUCCUGUGCCUGCGCCCGUGCCCGCUCCUCUUCCUGCGCCUGUGCCUGAAACCUUUCCUGCACCAUCUCCGGUUGUCAACGUGACAUUGUCGUCAGUUAAUGAGGCACCGUUGUCUCCUGUUGUUGAUACAACAACAUCGUCUGCAGGAACCUCUUCAAAGAAUGUUUUUGAGGAGGCCCUCCUCAAAGAACUUGAAGACAUGGGUUUUAAGCAGGUGGAUCUAAACAAGGAGAUUUUGCGCUUGAACGAGUACAAUCUGGAGCAGUCGGUUGAUGAUCUAUGCGGUGUUUCUGAGUGGGAUCCCCUCCUUGAGGAGUUGGAGGAUAUGGGUUUCCGUGAUACCGAAACGAACAAAAAGCUGCUGGCAAAGAACAAUGGAAGUAUCAAGAGGGUGGUGAUGGAUCUUGUUAAUGGGGAGAAGCAUGCGUAAAUGAAGACUGCUCUUAUGGUUCACGUAGUAUAUAAUAUGCUUACUAAGUGUCAUGACAUCUUAUAUGUCAUAAAUAAAUCAUGGCAAAUCAAACAUCCUAUGCACCAUCUUUACGUAGUUUUUUUAUGUUUCGGUUUCUGGGUUUUCAGCAGGGUUUGGACUUUGGAUUAUGAACUAUGCCAUCUUUAUUAAUACUGUGUACAUGUGGAUAUGGAGUUAUGAACAGCUUUAGUAAAUAUUUACAUAUAAAUAUUCAAGAGAUGACUAUAUGUA
Molecule: messenger RNA, 3256 nt
Organism: Morus notabilis
Lineage: Eukaryota; Viridiplantae; Streptophyta; Magnoliopsida; Rosales; Moraceae
Product: protein NBR1 homolog
Exons: 7
Coding region: 419-2983 (854 amino acids)
Molecular function (GO): protein binding; zinc ion binding
Source: RefSeq, a predicted model, not a curated record